CCUCCUUCUUAAUAACUCUCUCUCUGUCUCUCUACAUUUCUUUCUUCUUUCACUCUCACGAAAAACUUUCUAGUUUUGGAAAGAAAUUAGGCAUGGACAAAAAUGGCCGCAAAAAUGCUAAAACCAGUACUUCUUCCUCUGAAGAAGAGGUGAGCAGUAUUGAAUGGGAUUUCAUAAAAAUGUCCGAACAAGAAGAGGACCUCAUUUACAGAAUGUAUAAGCUGGUUGGCGAGAGGUGGGGCUUGAUAGCUGGGCGGAUUCCUGGACGGAAAGCAGAAGAGAUUGAGAGGUUUUGGAUUAUGAGACACGGAGAAGUUUUCGCCAAUAAAAGAAAAGAGCUCAAGAAAUCUAACUCUUAAUUUAAUUUCUUUUAUAUUAAUUAAUUAAAAUAUGCUUAAAUUAAUUCCUUCUUUUUUUACUUAAUUCCUUUUAGUUUCUUGUUUUUUCAAUUGCAGUUAGGGAUGAAUUUGGUUUUGUUUGUUUAGAGAAGAAAAUGGUACAGUAGUAAUAGUAGUAG
Carica papaya (papaya) is the source of this 517-nucleotide messenger RNA. It is a transcript of the gene CPL3, whose product is annotated as CAPRICE-like MYB3. Gene Ontology annotation, molecular function: transcription cis-regulatory region binding. Lineage: Eukaryota; Viridiplantae; Streptophyta; Magnoliopsida; Brassicales; Caricaceae. The record is from RefSeq and is a predicted model, not a curated record. Gene Ontology annotation, biological process: cell differentiation; regulation of DNA-templated transcription. Gene Ontology annotation, cellular component: nucleus.